AUUUAAAAUAUUUCAACACGAAAUAAGUAGGUCAAUAGGUCAGCUGAUAGUCAUGUGACAUAAUCAAACUUGCUCCACACUGCCAGAAUUGCCGUGAUGUUGAAACCGUCGACAUCAAUUUUUCUGGUGAUACUGUUAAGUUGGUCAAAUAAACCAGCUGCAGGACUUAGUUUGAAAAAUGACAAUGGCAUUUCUAAACAAAUAAAUAUACGCAGGUGGAGGCACUUGGAUCCAGAAAUCGAUAUGAAUGCGUCAGAACUUAUAACAUCCAAGGGAUAUCCCUGUGAAGAAUACACUGUAAAAACGGGAGAUGGCUAUCUGUUAGGAAUACAGCGCAUUCCAUUUGGGUCGAAAAAUUCCUCUACCCCACGUCCUGUUGCAUUCCUGCAGCACGGUUUAUUAUGCACAUCCACCAACUGGUUGACUAACUUGCCCAAUGAAAGCCUAGCCUUUAUUUUAGCAGAUGCAGGAUAUGAUGUAUGGUUGGGUAAUGUAAGAGGUAACACAUAUUCAAGGAGACAUGUUAACUACAGCGUUAAUUCGGAGGAGUUUUGGGCUUUUAGCUGGGAUCACCAUGCUAGUUCAGACCUCCCAGCUAUGGUAAACUUUGUCCUGAACAAAACUGGCCAGAGUCAGCUGCACUACAUUGGUCACUCACAGGGAACGUUGAUGGCUUUUGCCCACAUGUCCACUAACCCAGAGUUUGCCAAAAAGUUGAAAGGAUUCUAUGCACUUGGUCCAGUGGCUACUGUUGGCCAUAUGAAAAGUAUACCUCUCAAGAUCUUAUCAGAUAUACCAACAGCAAUUCUCUAUGAUAUGUUUGGAAAAAAGGACUUUUUGCCAAAUAAUGAGUUGAUAGAUUUCUUGGCAAAGACUGUGUGUGAUGAGGCAACUAGGUUUAUCUGCAGUGACAUCAUCUUUGUGAUAGCCGGCUAUGACAAAGCACAGUUAAAUAUGACUCGUCUUCCAGUGUAUAUAGCACAUACUCCAGCAGGGACCUCUGCACAAAACAUGAUUCAUUUUCAGCAGAUGGUAAUACACGGUGAAUUUCGGAUGUUUGACUAUGGAUCACCGAAAGCAAAUAGGGAGCAUUAUAAUGGACAGUCCACUCCUCCAUAUUAUGAUGCAAGGAAAGUUCAAGCUCCCACAUACUUGUAUUAUGGAGGAAAGGAUCUGCUGGCAGAUCCGCAGGAUGUCAAAUCAUUGAUGGCACUCCUACCUAAUCUCAAAGGCAGUCAGCUUAUCCCUUCAUUUGACCAUUUGGAUUUCAUUUGGGGAAUGGAUGCUUAUGACUUUGUCUACAAAAAUGUGAUUGAAGCUAUGAAAUCUUUAGAUUGAUUAUUAAUAAUUGAUUUAAAGUAAAUGCUCAAAGCCUAAAAUAUGUAAUGAGAUUAAAAACUACUGGUAUAUUUCUAUGCAAAUUGUAAUAAUUAACAUAAUAAUAUAAUUAUUAACAAUUUAAUAAGAACUCUAGUCAUAUUUUGUCAAAUUUUGAACCAGAUUAUGUCUUCCAGAACUGGAGAUUAAAUAUUCUUUGUUUAAGUUUAGUACAUCAACCAUAAAGAUUUGAUAAUUAUGAUCAUACUGCAUUUAAGCACUGUUUUUUAUUAAUCAGAAAAUUUAUCUGAAAAAAUUUUAUCUAAGUUUGAUAUUCUUGCAGCAUUAAUUUUUGACAAUUUUGCACAAUUUAGACUGUGCUUUGUGGAUAUUGCUAGUAGUACUUCUUCAUUUUAAACAGCCAAUGUAAAAAUAAGUGGGUCGCCCUGGAGGCCAUCAUUCUUUUUAACAUUACUUGGAAAUGCUCAUACACAUAAGUCAUUUAGGUUGCAGCUGAGAGUACUGAUACUAGUAGGCAUCCAUGUGUGAGUUUUUGUUUGUUUUCCUUGUAUUCUUUUGAGUUUUUUCUUAAUCAGGGAUAAUAUUGCAAUAUUGAAUUGGCUUUAUGUAAAAGUAGGAGUAAAGCCCAUUCCAGGAAAAUAGAUUACUCAUACAUAAUUGUCUGUAUUGUGUAGUUAUCCUGGAAGGAAAUCAGAAAUUUGAUAAACAUUGAGAUUUAUAUGAUGAAUUUAAUAAUUGUUUUGUUGUGAGAAAAAUUUUUAAGUAUUUUAUUUCAUUAAAUUCUAAGUUGGACAAACAGGUGAUUGCUUGUUUUUGAUAUAUUUUUAUGCCACUAUUAUA
Lingula anatina is the source of this 2178-nucleotide messenger RNA. RefSeq names its product gastric triacylglycerol lipase. Gene Ontology annotation, biological process: lipid metabolic process. The record is from RefSeq and is a predicted model, not a curated record. Gene Ontology annotation, molecular function: hydrolase activity, acting on ester bonds. NCBI's taxonomy places the organism in Eukaryota, Metazoa, Brachiopoda, Lingulata, Lingulida, Lingulidae.